Xenopus tropicalis (tropical clawed frog) is the source of this 1264-nucleotide messenger RNA. It is a transcript of the gene snx11, whose product is annotated as sorting nexin 11. The record is from RefSeq and is marked provisional. Gene Ontology annotation, cellular component: cytoplasm; endomembrane system; endosome. Gene Ontology annotation, molecular function: phosphatidylinositol binding. NCBI's taxonomy places the organism in Eukaryota, Metazoa, Chordata, Amphibia, Anura, Pipidae. Gene Ontology annotation, biological process: intracellular protein transport.
GCCGCGGAAGUAGCGUACCCAGGGAUUGGACGCUCCGGGUUGUAUAAUUGCGGAUGACCCCCCCAAUGUGGCCGUACCUGUAGUAUGUCUCAGGAUAAUCCGGAUGAAGAGGAAUUUAUCACUAUCCGAGUGCAGGACCCCAGACUGCAGAAUGAAGGAUCCUGGGCUUCCUAUGUGGAUUAUAAAAUCUUCCUCCAUACUAACAGUAAGGCUUUCACGGCUAAGACGUCCUGUGUGAGGAGACGUUACCGGGAGUUUGACUGGCUACGGAAGCGACUUCAGAAGAACUCUGGCUUAGUGCCAGUCCCGGCAUUGCCUGGCAAACUUCCUUUCCUCGUCGGAAACAAUGAUGAUUUUAUAGAGAGAAGGCGACAAGGACUCCAGCAGUUUUUGGAGCAGAUUGUACAGAACAUGGUUCUGCUGUCAGACAGUCAGCUGCACCUCUUUUUACAAAGCCAGCUGCCACUGUCUGAGAUUGAGGCCUGCGUAUUAGGCCACAGGCCCUACACGGCUACCGAAGCCAUUUUGAACUAUGCUAUGUCCAAUCAAGGCUGGACCCAGGAGGAGAACCCAAGCAGGUAGUGGUAGCCUGCUCCGGCACACAAAGAGGGACCACCACAUUCUGGAUACAGACCAAUGGCCAGAGAGUUUACUUCACUAUGGGACACGUUGCACUUUACUCCAUGGGGCUACUUUUCAGGCACUUUUAAUAAUAAUAAUAAUAAUAAUAAUAAUAGGUUCAAUAGACUGGGGAGGGCUGUUCUGUUGUUAGGAAUGUAUUAUUAACUCCAUGUUCUUUAUAGCAAUGGCCUCCUCUUCUCACUAACUAUUUGCACUGGUACCAGUAUGGCUUCCGCUUAUAUACAGGGAUACGUGCUUGAGUGCAAAUGUUCCAUCGCUUCAGGAUUCAAAUGGACAGACUUGCGGCUGCUAGAACGACCCCCCCCCCCCGUCAGUAUUUGCCUGAAGAUAUUGGGAGCUGCACAUCAAUAGCUGAAAGGCACAUAUUUUACUGGUUUAGAAGCCAGACAAUACUUUCUGGAAUAACUUGAACUUGAGAAGGAAUGUAGAACAGGCAGAUUAAUUCUAUAAUGUGUGGGUAGGGUGCCAUCUAGUGGUAGGAAGUGUGAUUAUUUGUUAAAGGGACAGCCCACUUUGUUACAAGUUUCUCGUGACUGUGAAAGAACAUGCAAUAGGAAAAUAGAGCGUCAACCUAGGGUCAUUCUGCAUGUUACUGACUGAAUAAAUUUUAUAUUUUAGCUAA